AUGGGCCUCCCUCUUCUACAGGUAGAGUUCCUGGUGACUGUGGAUGAAGCAAGGAUCGGAGAAGAGUGGGGGCUCCUUGAUGAGGCUCAGAGGCUGCUGUACCUAGAUGUGAAGCUGGAGAACUCUGCAAUUAUAGAGUCCCUGGCAUUCCCGAACACUGGCCCACACGUCAUGAGACUUGGUCAGCAGCAGGGAAUUCACAAUGGAGAAAGGCCUUCUGAGUGUGGUGAAUGUGGGAAUUUUUUUAGCCACUCCAGCCUUAUUAAACACUGGCGAAUUCACAGUGGUGCAAGGCCUUAUGGGUGCAGCAGAUGUGGAAAAUUCUUUGCAUACAAAGCCAUCCUCAUAAAACACCAAAGAGAUCAUACAGGAGAAUGUCCUUAUAAGUGCAAUGAAUGUGGGAAAUCCUUCAGCCAUAGCUCCACCCUCAUUGAACACCGGAGAUUUCACACUGGAGAUAGAACUUAUGAGUGCACUGAAUGUGGAAAAUGUUUUGGGAGAAAUAGCAACCUUAUUGCUCACAAGAGAAUUCACAGUGGAGAAAUAUCUUAUAAGUGCAGCGAAUGUGGGAAAUCCUUUAGCCGGAGACUUGCCCUCAUUGAACACUGCAGAGUUCACACUGGAGAUAGACCUUAUGAGUGCCCUGAAUGUGGAAAAUGUUUUAGGAGAAACUGCAACCUUAUUGCACACAAGAGAAUUCACAGUGGAGAAAUGCAUUUUAAAUGUAGUGAAUGUGGGAAAUCCUUUAGGCAGAGCUCUAUCCUUAUUUGACACUGGAGAAUUCACACUGGAGAAAGGCCUUAUGAGUGCAGGGAACGUAGGAAAUCCUUUAGUCAAAGAUCUGGCUUCAUUCAACAUCAGAUUUCACAUAGAAAAAGGCCUGAGAUGUGCCGGGAAUGUAGGAUGUCCUAAUUCAAAGUAAUGACAAUUGAGUAGAACCUUUGUGAGGGACUGAUCUACCUGAAUUGACCAUCCUACACGAACAUUCCACA
Molecule: messenger RNA, 992 nt
Organism: Trichechus manatus latirostris (Florida manatee)
Lineage: Eukaryota; Metazoa; Chordata; Mammalia; Sirenia; Trichechidae
Product: zinc finger protein 586-like
Biological process (GO): regulation of DNA-templated transcription
Source: RefSeq, a predicted model, not a curated record